Molecule: messenger RNA, 1362 nt
Organism: Rotaria sp. Silwood2
Lineage: Eukaryota; Metazoa; Rotifera; Eurotatoria; Philodinida; Philodinidae
Source: the annotation of a GenBank genome assembly
AUGUCACAAAAUGAAAUGCCUAUUGCACAACCAUUUGAACUGCCAUGUGGACUCAAAUUGUCUAAUAGAAUUGUCAAAGCAUCCAUGGAAGAGAUGCUCGGCAGUGAUGAUAAUCAACCUAAUGAAUAUAUCUAUCGUCUUUACGAGCGUUGGGCAAAAGGAUCAUUUGGUCUCAUAUUAACCGGCAAUGUUCAAAUCGAUGAACGCUAUCCAGGCUUCAUGACAGAUAUGAUGAUUCCAGGUCAAGAUAAAAUUGAUAUUGACAAAUGGAAACGGUAUGCAAAUGUUUGUCAAAGUCAUGGUACACCAACUAUUGUUCAAAUUAAUCAUGCAGGCCGUCAAUCACCUUCAGGCAAAAGACCGUUUAGAGAACCUUCAAUUGCUCCCAGUCCGGUUCCAUUAUCUAUUGGUAAUAAUAUUUUUGCUCGAACUUUACGACGUCUAGUCAUCUGCACACCUAAUGAAAUGACUCGGACUCAAAUCGAUGAGACUGUUUUGAAAUUUGUUGAAGCAGCAGAAAUCAUGGUUAAAGCAGGUUUUGCUGGUGUAGAACUUCAUGGUAGUCAUGGUUAUUUGAUUAGUAGUUUCUUAUCGCCAAAAACAAAUAGACGAAACGAUGAAUAUGGAGCAACACCAAAAGAUAGAAUGACAUUUUUAUUUCGAAUCGUUGAUGCUAUUAGAGCAAUCGUUCCUCAAACUUUUGCUGUCGGUGUUAAACUCAAUUCAGCUGAUUUUAGUACUGGUGGACUAACAGAAGAAGAAUCAUAUGAUCAAAUUCGAUGGAUUGAUGAACAUGGUGGUAUUGAUUUUAUUGAAAUUUCUGGCGGAACUUACGAAGCUCCUGCUAUGACUGGAUCUGAACACGAUACUCGAGCAGAACGAACUAAAAGACGAGAAGCUUACUUUAUUGAAUUUGCUGCCAAAGUUCGUAACACUACAAAGAUUCCUUUAAUAGUUACUGGUGGAUUUCGAACUCGUGAAGGUAUGAAUGAUGCUAUUCACUCUGAUGCAUGUGACUUUGUUGGUAUCGCUCGACCUGUUUGCAUUCAAUUUAAUUUACCACAAAUCUUACUCGAUCAAAAAAUUGCUGAUAAAGAUGCACGAGCAUUGCAAUAUGAUAUUAGAGGGAGUCAGUGUUUCAGUUAUAUACCAAUAACGGGAACUCGUUCAAGCGUCGGAAUUUUCUGGCACAAUUGGCAGAUGCAUCGAGUAGCUAUUGAAAAUCGAGAACCGGAUCCAACUCUUAGCAUAUACGGCAAACUAUUUAGUAUACUUUUUACAAAAUUUAAAAAAAUUAUGCCAUUUAUUUUUUUACUCUUGGCUAUUUUACAUGCUUCGUCUUUUAAAGAAUUGCUUUCGUAG